Penicillium odoratum is the source of this 4530-nucleotide messenger RNA. It is a transcript of the gene nte1, whose product is annotated as lysophospholipase. The transcript is spliced from 2 exons. Gene Ontology annotation, molecular function: phosphatidylcholine lysophospholipase A1 activity. The coding region runs from base 1 to 4530 and encodes 1509 amino acids. Gene Ontology annotation, biological process: lipid metabolic process. Gene Ontology annotation, cellular component: endoplasmic reticulum. Lineage: Eukaryota; Fungi; Ascomycota; Eurotiomycetes; Eurotiales; Aspergillaceae. The record is from RefSeq and is a predicted model, not a curated record.
AUGCCUAACCUGGCGCCGUCCCUGAGCCUAACGGCCAUCACGGCCACAGCUUCACUGUCUACCCCCUCCCUCGCGACCGCUCUAUCCGCUGCCGAUAUCUCUUCUCCCCCGCCUUUUCCGCCGCCAAUUCCGUCAACAAUGACAGGGUGGAUUGGUUGGGUGUUUACCAUUGCCUUGCAGGUCGUCCCGCGAGCCCUGUACUGGUUCAUCACCUUUACCACUAUCACCUUGCCCACAUGGCUAUUUACCUUGUUCUCUAUGAGCCUCACGUUCACUAUGAAUUUCACCACUCUCUUGUUAAUCCUCCUGGCCAUGGUCUCGACCGUGAGCUGGUUCAUUCGCUACCGCUUUAUGAACAUGUACAGUCGCCUACCUCCGGAGCCCCAGCGCAAAGAAGCCCAGGUCGAUCUCUUCCCUGAUAUCCAAGAUGGCGACUCCAAACCGGGAUUGGCCAACUACCUCGACGAGUUCCUGAGCGCGAUCAAAGUCUUUGGUUACCUAGAACGACCGGUCUUUCACGAAUUGACUCGGACCAUGCAGACAAGAAAACUGAUCGCCGGCGAGACCCUGAUGUUGGAGGAAGAAAAAGGCUUCUGUUUGGUGGUAGAUGGCCUGGUCCAGAUCUUCGUCAAGUCAACUCGGGAGGGCAAGCGCGAGGAAGAGAAAUUAAACCUGGAUGACGCAACUUCGGAAGAUGAAGAAAGCAGUCCAGGCGGCCAGGGCUAUCAACUGCUGACAGAGGUGAAGAACGGCGCUUCCAUGUCGUCGCUCUUCUCCAUCCUGCAGUUGUUCACCGAAGAUAUCAAACUGCGUAACACCUCUAGUUCCAGUUCCAGCAACUCCAGUGUAGCACCGCCUCAUACCCCACGAGCUCCAGAAUCCCUUCCAGUGAGUCCUGGUAUGGGCAUGCUGGGGAGUCCACAGUCAGGAACAGAUGAUCACGACAUAACACCUGGUCUUCAUGACUUCGGUGAUGCGCUACCGACAGUUCCUCCAUUGAACUUGGGUGAGAGCCAUAAUACCCUUCCUCGGCGACCUGCACGGCCACAAUUCACUCGGCCAUCUCACAGACGACGAAAGUCGGUGCAUCCAGAUAUUGUUGCCCGAGCCACAGUGGAUACGACUAUUGCAAUUAUUCCCGCGAGCGCAUUCCGUCGGUUGACUCGAGUCUACCCCAGAGCGACCGCCCAUAUUGUGCAAGUAAUCUUGACUCGUCUCCAAAGAGUGACAUUCGCGACCGCGCACUCCUACCUGGGCUUAGCAACCGAUGUGCUGGGCAUUGAGCGACAAAUGGCCAGAUACACUUCCUAUGAUCUGCCCAAUGAUCUGCGCGGCAGUGCUUUGGACAGGUUGAAGAACAAAUUCAUGCAGGAGCGAGAUCGCCUUGGUCCGGAAGAAGUUGUUAAGGGCAUCGCUCUCCACAACCCAGCGGUGGGACGGAGACGCCGUUCCAGUAGCUCCCUCCGAAAGGAAGCGGUUUUACAAGCCCGCGUGGACGGAGCAAGCCGGCCACUCGCCCUGACACCCCAGAGGCGACCCAAACUUCACUACAACGAGAGAGAGUCGAACGGAGUCAGUCCGGGCGACUUGCUAUCCACAAUCCAGCUCUCCCGUUUUGGACAUCGUCCCGAUAAUAUGGGCCCCAGCCUUCUCAGCCCCUUAACAGAGCGAGAGCGUCCUCUAUUCCGACCAGCUGCGGGUCUUGAUGGCUUGCCACCAUCUCCCUUCCAGCGAAAGGAAUCAGUAGACGAGGAAACGUUGUUCCGCGAGUCCAUUUUGGAAUGCAUGAUGAAGGGAAUUGGUUUGAUGGAGAGUACACGGGAUGCUCUUCGAAAAGGCAGCCAUGCCUCCGGUGAUGCGUCACCCAGACUGCUGUCGUACGACUCUCGACGACAGAAGGCUGUGUUCUCUAAUGCAUUUGGGUUCAUCGAUCCCUAUGAAGGAUCGGGGGAUGGCGAGACGGAGUCUAUGAUGUCCAUGUCUGUGACCAGUGCUGGGGGAACAUCACCAGUGAUCAAUCUGCGAGAGGAGCUGCGCCACGAUAUUGAAGUGGUUUACUUCCCCCAAGGCUCAGUUCUUGUAGAACAGGGUGAGCGUCACCCUGGUCUUUACUAUGUGAUCGAUGGAUUCUUAGAUGUGGGUGUCCCUGUCAAUGAACGGGGGGAGGACCUCGUUGGUUCGUCACGUUCUUCGGCGAAUACACAAGAGGAUCUUUUCCCUCCACUGGGCCGAACCGCAACGGGCUCUUCUCGUGCUUCAGGCACAGGUGCCACUGACUCUCGCCGCAAGACUCAGUCGCGCAAGUCACUCUACCUGAUCAAACCUGGAGGCAUGCAAGGGUACGUCGGUGCCCUAGCCUCUUAUCGCUCAUACACAGACGUCGUUGCAAAGACAGAUGUCUACGUGGGAUUCCUGCCUCGUGCAUCUCUAGAGCGGAUCGCAGACCGGUACCCCAUUGCACUAUUGACCCUGGCAAAACGCCUGACGAAUCUCCUUCCCCGUCUGCUCCUUCACAUUGACUUUGCGCUCGAGUGGGUGCAAGUAGGCGCAGGACAACCUAUCUACCACCAAGGAGAUGAAAGUGACGCGAUUUAUCUUGUGCUGAACGGCCGUCUGAGAUCGGUCUUGGAAGGGCCCAAUGGCAAGAUGACCGUCAUUGGUGAAUAUGGUCAAGGCGAGAGUGUUGGGGAACUCGAGGUCAUGACCGAAUCUACUCGGCCAUCGACUCUCCAUGCAAUUCGAGAGACUGAGUUGGCCAAGUUCCCUCGAUCACUUUUUAAUAGUCUGGCUCAAGAGCAUCCAGGAAUCACCAUCCAAGUGUCCAAGCUGAUCGCUCAGCGCAUGCGUGACUUGGUCGCACAUCCUCUAUCUGAGAAAGGAUUCGAGCAGGCUCAUGUCGGUGGCGUCCAGACUGCGACAUCAACUGUCAACCUCCGCACAGUUGCUAUCGUGCCAGUCACUGCAGGAGUUCCAGUAAUUGAAUUUGGUCACCGGUUGCUGAAUGCCUUGCACCAGGUCGGUGUGACAAGAGGAGUGACUUCCCUUAACCAAGCUGCGAUUCUGAACCACUUGGGCCGCCAUGCCUUCAGCAAGAUGGGCAAGCUCAAGCUCUCGCAGUACCUGGCAGACCUGGAAGAGAAGUAUGGCUUGUUACUAUAUAUCGCUGAUACUAAUGUCAAUACACCAUGGACACAGACCUGCAUCACGCAAGCAGAUUCCAUCUUGCUGGUGGGUGUCGCGGAGUCGUCGCCCAGGAUCGGAGAAUAUGAGCGAUUCUUGCUUGGCAUGAAGACUACCGCCCGGAAGGAGCUGGUGCUUCUUCACUCCGAAAGGUACUGCCCGCCCGGCUUGACACGACGUUGGCUCAAGAACCGGUUGUGGAUCAAUGGCGGUCAUCACCAUAUUCAAAUGUCAUUCCGCCUGACCACUGAGCCAUCUCAUCCCCACCCUAAGAAAUUUGGUACUGUUCUCAAGCAGCGUGUCCAGAUUUUACAGGCCGAGAUCCAAAAGUAUACCUCACGACGUAUUCAGCAAACGCCUUUGUAUUCAUCCCAGACUCCUUUCAAGGGCGAUUUCCACCGCCUCGCUCGCCGGCUAUGUGGAAAGUCUGUUGGACUUGUGCUGGGUGGAGGAGGUGCGCGCGGUAUCGCUCAAGUUGGUGUGAUCAAGGCACUCGAAGAAGCUGGAAUCCCGAUUGAUAUCAUCGGUGGCACUUCUAUUGGUUCGUUCAUUGGAGCCCUUUAUGCACGAGAUGCCGACGUGGUUCCCAUGUAUGGCCGCGCAAAGAAAUUCUCCGGCCGCAUGGGGAGUAUGUGGCGGUUUGCACUGGACCUCACCUAUCCCACGGUUUCGUACACGACUGGCCAUGAGUUCAACCGCGGCAUCUUCAAAACAUUUGGCGACAGCCAGAUUGAGGAUUUCUGGCUCGAGUUCUAUUGUAACACCACCAACAUCAGCCGGUCCCGCGCAGAAUACCACUCGUCGGGAUAUGUGUGGCGGUACGUGCGUGCGUCCAUGUCGUUAGCUGGCUUGAUUCCUCCUAUCUGUGAUGAAGGCAGCAUGCUCUUGGACGGUGGAUAUAUCGACAAUCUCACGGUGGCGCACAUGAAGAGUCUUGGCGCAGAUGUCAUCUUCGCCAUCGAUGUGGGAGCGCUCGACGACAACACACCCCAGGUCUACGGCGACUCAUUAUCCGGAUUCUGGUCGACGUUCAACCGCUGGAAUCCCUUCUCAUCUAUUCCCAACCCACCCACACUUUCUGAAAUCCAAGCCCGCCUCGCAUACGUCUCGUCCAUUGAUAAUCUGGAACGAGCCAAAAAGAUGAGCGGUUGUCUUUACAUGCGCCCACCAAUUGAUCCGUACGGAACACUCGACUUUGGUAAAUUCGACGAGAUCUAUCAGGUUGGAUACGCAUAUGGCAAGGAGUUCCUCGAGCGUCUUAAGAAUGAGGGAUCUCUCCCAAUUCCCGAAGAGACGGAGGAAAAGCGCAAGUUGCAGCGGACUAUGGCUCCCAGACGAGCCAGUAUCUAA